GGCUCCUUCCGGUGCGAUCGGCUUCCGGCUGUCAGCGCGGAGGCGGUUGCCUCGCCAUGUUCCGCCGCAAGCUCUCGGCGCUCGAUUACCACAACCCGGCCGGCUUCAACUGCAGGGAUGAAACGGAAUUCAGAAACUUUAUCGUCUGGCUUGAAGACCAGAAAAUCAGACAUUACAAGAUUGAAGACCGAGGGAAUUUAAGAAACAUACACAGUGAUGACUGGCCCAAAUCAUUUGAAAAGUACAUGAAGGAUGUGAACUGUCCUUUCAAGAUACAAGAGCGACAAGAAACAGUGGACUGGCUUCUCGGCUUAGCAGUUAGACUGGAGUAUGGGGAUAAUGCUGACAAAUAUAAGGAUUCUACGCCUGAUGGUGCUAAAAACACUGACAAUACAGCAAAAAAUGCAGAACCGCUGAUUAACCUGGAUGUGAAUAAUCCCGAUUUCAAGGCUGGAGUGAUGGCUUUAGCUAAUCUGCUUCAAAUUCAGCGACAUGAUGACUAUCUGGUAAUGCUUAAGGCCAUUCGCAUUUUGGUUCAGGAGCGCCUGACCCAGGACGCCAUAGCGAAGGCCAGCCAGUCCAAGGAGGGUUUGCCCGUUGCUUUAGAAAAGCACAUUCUUGGUUUUGACACAGGAGAUGCUGUUAUCAAUGAAGCUGCCCAGAUUCUCCGCCUGCUGCAUAUAGAGGAGCUCCGAGAGCUGCAGACAAAAAUCAACGAAGCGAUUGUAGCAGUUCAGGCCAUCAUUGCUGACCCCAAGACGGACCACAGACUGGGGAAAGUGGGGAGAUGAGCUGCUCAAAGCUUUUUGUCUCUUGUGUAGUUAGUACGAUUAGGAACUCUGUGAAACACCCCUGGCAUGCAGUUUGAAAUGGCAUUAUUUUACUGUUUUGAAAGAAAAUAGGAGUUGGAAUUCUGACUUCUAACAAAUUAUCAUCUUUUCUUUAAAAUAAAUGAAGCUGGGGGAAAUAGAAUUAAUGAGAACAAUUUGUCUGAGUUGGCAAAAGUGACUUUUUCAUUGUGUUUUGGCUUUAUGUUGAGGAGGGAGUGUUGCGUAAAGACUCUGUGGGUUCCUCUCUUGCUGAGGUCCUGCCUCCUUUGCUGCUUCUCCACAUUCUAACCUCCAACUGAACCACUUAAAAACUGAAUCCAAGGGGAAACUGAAAACCAUUUUAUUCAAUAAUUGAAUUAACCUAGGAAAAAUGUGAAGCAUUACAACAUAACUGGUAUUUCUGAACACGUAUUGGUUUACGCUGGGUAGGUCUAUGAAGAAGGCACUUAGAAGAACCAACACGCGUGAACAGAUCAAUUCUAGCGUAUUCUUCUAAUAUAAAUACUAAAAGACAUGCAUGGAGGCAGUGGUGAAAAUAGGGAAUUGUCUUCUGGAAAGACAUCAAUGCUUUGGCCAUAUCCCAUCACUGCUUUGCACACUGCUGGAGGACACACAGUCUUGGUCUUCAAGGCUGGAGAUCGCUUACACCCAGCAAGAUACUGCAUCCAAAGCUCCCCCCUAGGUGCUUCUUUUUGGAUAAAAGGACCCAUUGGUCAGAUUGUCAAAACUAUUAAAUCUGUUCUUCCAAUAAAAUAAAACAUUUGAGUAAGAAAGCUAUAUUUUAAAUUUGCUUGCAUAAGCAAGAGUUAAGAGGAACGGCCUGAGAGUCACAGGGCCAUUCGUGGGUUUUUUUUUGUAAUAUAGCAAUGUUUUUCACUAUAAAAAAAUACAGUAGUAAAGACUUGAGGUAUAACUUCAUAAAAUACUUGGUAAUCUUUUGCAGGGAAGUAGGUCGCUUCAUUUUCCUGGGUUAAGGGCUUUUC
This is a messenger RNA of Cuculus canorus (common cuckoo), 1813 nucleotides long. RefSeq names its product RNA transcription, translation and transport factor (gene RTRAF). Gene Ontology annotation, cellular component: tRNA-splicing ligase complex. The transcript is spliced from 8 exons. Gene Ontology annotation, molecular function: RNA binding. The coding region runs from base 57 to 791 and encodes 244 amino acids. Lineage: Eukaryota; Metazoa; Chordata; Aves; Cuculiformes; Cuculidae. The record is from RefSeq and is a predicted model, not a curated record. Gene Ontology annotation, biological process: tRNA splicing, via endonucleolytic cleavage and ligation.